UGUUUAUAAUAAUUAAUUAAUCAAACUAAAUAUUAUUACAAAAAAGUAAAUUAAUGGGUUGUAAUCAGUCAAUAAAGAAGCAAUAGAAAUCCUAGCAAUAUUAGAUUCCACAAUCAGAUGGACCCUCUCAGGGUCUUGGAGGAUUAUAAUUACAAGGACCAUAAGAAUCUGAUAUUAUUAAUAAGAAAUUAUUUUCUCAUAUUUAAAAUAGGUAGAAGAUCAACGAAAUGUAUAAAAGCAAAGGUAUCCAGAUGUUAGAUAAGCCAUAACAAAUGAUUUCAGAUAUCUAAGAACCUUAGCUAGAUCCUACUUAAAGUUUGAUUUAUAAUAUUAUCAAGGAUGAAUUAUCUCAGAAAGGAUUCUCUGAUUUUAAGUACUUAGGAUCGGGAAAGCAAGGUUGGGUCUUAUUAGCAAAAGAGUUAUCCACAAACAGAAGAUUUGCAAUCAAAGGACUACAUGUCAAAGAUUCUUAGGGGAAAAUCUUCUAAGAAACAUUUGACUAAGCACAAUAAGAAAUAAAUAUGCUCGAAAAGUGUAAAGGCUCUUCAUAUGUGGUCAACUUGCUAAAAGUAAUUGAAGGGAAGGAGUUUAAAUACUUAAUUUUGAGUGAAUGUUAAGGAACUCUACUUGAACUCAUUGAUAAGUGUCCAAACAAAAGAUUAAAUGAAUUAUCUGCAAUCAAGUAUGCCAAAGAUAUUGCUGAAGGUCUUUUAUACAUGCAUUCCUAGAAAUGUAUUUCCAAUGAUCUUAAAAUGGAUAAUAUACUCAUUGACUAUAAUGGAAAUGCUGUAGUUUCUGAUUUAGGAUUGGCAGAUAAUCUCACAAAAACAUCUGGAUAUGGAUUGAACCAAUAUUAAGGAAAUUUGCUAUUCUAAGCUCCAGAGUGUUAUGAUCCAUAGGGAUUUAAAGAUUAUUAAGAUAAAUACCAAGAACUAGGAUUAAAAAUAAGCACAAAGCCAACUAUUAAGAGUGAAUGUUUCUCAUUAGGUUAUCUAAUUUACCUUAUGGUUUAGGAUUUCAAAAACGAAUUAAUUUUCAAGAAGUAUUAACCAUUGAAUUACAGCAUAGAAUUUUAGCAAUUCACUUACAAAAAUCAACUUAAGUUCAUAAUUGACGGAUUAACUUAAUUCAAGCCAGAAGAUAGGUUAUCGAUAAAAGAUGUUUUAAUUAUAUUAAAAGGAAUUAUUUCAUUUGAAUUUUAACUAGAUUAGAAAUUUAUUGAAUUUAUGGAUGACCAUGAUCAAAAUACUUAGGAAAUCAUUCGCAAAUUCUAAAAAGACAUUGAAUUUGUUUAAAAUUCUUCACAGAAAUUUUACCCUAUUCUUAAAAAUGAAUAGGACUUCAUCAAAGAGGUGUUUAAACAACAGCAAGGACAGGAUGCAAUAAUCUCUCAGUUACGCCAAUCAAAUUUCUAAUUAGAAUAACAAAUUAAAUCAUUUAAAGAUAUUCAAAAGCAAUUAGAAAAUGAAUUAAAAGCACUUAGAAAUCAAAAUGUUUAGUUGGAAGCAACAACAGUUGAGUCAAAUCAAACUAUUAUCUCACUAAAAUAAGAAAUAGAAAAAUUAAAGCAGACUCAAAAAAUAUUAGAAAAUGAUUUGAAAGCAUAAUCGAAUUAAAAGCAGAAUAUUUAGAAUUUUAAUUCAUUUUAACCUAUCGUUUCUUAAUAGGAAAUUAAAAAAAAGGAAGAAGAAGCUUUAAAAAAGCAAAAGCAAGAACAAGAAAAGUAAAUUCAAUUGCAAAAAGCUUAAAACAA
Molecule: messenger RNA, 1753 nt
Organism: Tetrahymena thermophila SB210
Lineage: Eukaryota; Ciliophora; Oligohymenophorea; Hymenostomatida; Tetrahymenidae
Product: kinase domain protein
Exons: 10
Biological process (GO): mitotic cell cycle; protein phosphorylation; regulation of cytokinesis
Cellular component (GO): nucleus; spindle pole; centrosome
Molecular function (GO): ATP binding; protein kinase activity
Source: RefSeq, a predicted model, not a curated record